Messenger RNA from Neoarthrinium moseri, 1779 nucleotides. RefSeq lists its product as uncharacterized. The transcript is spliced from 7 exons. Lineage: Eukaryota; Fungi; Ascomycota; Sordariomycetes; Amphisphaeriales; Apiosporaceae. The record is from RefSeq and is a predicted model, not a curated record. Bases 1 to 1779 code for a protein of 592 amino acids.
AUGAAACGACUCGUGUAUUCGCUCGUUCUAUUCACGAGCUUGGGAUGCAAAGCCGAUAAUUGGCAUGAUCCGCGCAUGGUUUAUGGUUUUGACAAUAUCGAACCCUCGGCCAAUCUUACGUGGACUUCAUGUUUUGAUAACUUUACAUGCUCUAGACUGGAAGUUCCUUUAGAUUAUUCGAACAGAAGUCUUGGUACGACGUCAAUCGCCUUCAUUAAACUGGCUGGCAAGAAUGCCACCGUGAACUCUCCAAGUAUUGUACUCGUCCCCGGCGGUCCGGGCGCUUCUGGCGUCGACCUGCUCCUUGGGCAAAGCAGCACCACAGGGCAAAUCUUCGGAGAGCAGUACAACGUGAUCUCCUUUGACCCUCGCGGUGUCAAUAACAGCGGCCCGCGUCUCGACUGCUUCUCGGGGAGCACAGAAGCAAGGUUGACUUUCAAUCGUCUGCACCGUACAGGCGCUACCAAUAUCUCUUCAACCUCGCUUGAGGAGCAGUACUAUUCAAGCUCUAUCUACGGAGAGUGGUGCAACGACGCUGCUGAAAAUCAGUCGCCCCAUGGAUAUUAUGUGACUACGCCAGCGGUCGCGCAUGAUUUACUCACAUUUGUAGAGGCAGAGGCCGAGUUGGCGGGUCAGUCACCAUCAGACGCCAGACUAUGGUGUUAUGGAAUCAGUUACGGUACCGUCAUUGGCACCACUUUCGCUUCCAUGUUUCCCGACAGAGUUGGGAGAAUGAUACUCGAUGGUGUCUUGGACGCAGAACAAUACUAUGAUAAUGACUGGAGGGACAACGUCGAUCAAAUGGACGAGACCAUGGAAAUGUUCUCAAGCUUCUGCCAUUCUGCAGGACCUGAGACGUGUUCGUUCUGGGGACCCACGCCAGCGGACAUUACAGCCAGGAUGGAUUGCAUCAUCGAUCAGCUUCAGAACCAUCCGGUUGCGCUAAGCGGAGUCCAAAGUCGAAACCUGCCGGAAUUAGUCACCUAUUCGGACCUAAAGGCCCUUUUCAUCAAUGCCACCUACGCCCCACUAGCGUCCUUCCCAGACAUGGCCGACAUCCUACACCAGCUCGAGCAUGGGAACGUGUCUUCUCUAAGAGGCAAGUUUGUCGGGCAGGAUAUUACGUCCGACGCCCGUCUCGUUAUUCAGUGUACCGAUUCGUACCGGAGAAACAGGCUUACUACCAUUAAAGAAUUCGGGAGUUACGUCGAGUAUACGACUUCCAAGAGCAAGUAUAUCGGUGAUAUUUAUCCUAUCUUCCUGGAGACUAUCUUGUGUAGAUCAUUCCGACCACAAUUGCCUGAUAGCAUGGUGGUCCAAGGGCGCGUAAGAUGUCUUCUCGAUUUCCCGGGUCGAUACUUCUAUUACAAGAAGCUGUUGGUGGCCGUGGUUUGGGACUCCGCCACCUCCCUCGAUGGCUUGUUUACAUGCAAUGCUCGUGCCACGGAAUAUCGAAAACGACCUACCGUGUUGAAGUACAUUAACCGCAAUUCCCUCCCCUUUUGCCGAUCCCGGCCCCAUAGUUACUUUGACAGCGGCUAUAUCUCCCCGAAAACAACACGCACCACCGCUUUUGGCAGAAAUCAAAAGGUCACUAAGCCUACCAUGACAACACCCAGCACGAACGCGGCCGGAGAGCCCUUCAAUCUCAAGAAAAUAUGGACCAACAGCCGCUACCAGCUCAAAGUCAUGGCGACGCGCGAUGUCGAGGCCGACACCCAGUACAUGGACGCCUUUGAGGUUGCCGGAAUGCCCGCCAUAGCUGUCGACAAGAUCUAG